This is a messenger RNA of Symbiodinium sp. CCMP2456, 465 nucleotides long. NCBI's taxonomy places the organism in Eukaryota, Dinophyceae, Suessiales, Symbiodiniaceae. The record is from the annotation of a GenBank genome assembly.
AUGUUACUAGUCCAAGCGCAAAAACAAAUAAAUGAUCCUCAGGCUGCUCAGGGUCCCGCUCUUCGACUCGGCUUCGCUGCAGCAACCGAUACGGACCUUCGUCGUUAUAAGCAUCCACAAGCAAGCGAAAUUGCCGUGGUCUUCCGCUCAGAAGAUGGCGCUGUGAUAGACCCGCGAGACUUGGUGGUAUGGUCGCGACGACCAGACGACCCUAUUUACCGGAUCUCCGACCGCUCCGAGCACGUCGAUCCUUGGACGUAUGCGUUGCUGUUUCCACAAGGCACACCAGGAUGGCACGAUCAUUUGCAAUAUGCUGUCGAGCACCGCACGCCCAAAUACACGCGCCUCACACCGGCGCAAUUUUAUUCGCACCGGCUCAUAGUGCGUGAUUUCGAUUGCGCACUUCCACACGGCGGCGGCCUCCUCUUCCAGCAGUAUGUGGUCGACGCCUUUCGUUGCAUGUAA